This is a messenger RNA of Arvicanthis niloticus (Nile rat), 1156 nucleotides long. The record is from RefSeq and is a predicted model, not a curated record. NCBI's taxonomy places the organism in Eukaryota, Metazoa, Chordata, Mammalia, Rodentia, Muridae.
AGAAAGAACACCAGCAAUUGCUUUUGAAAUAUCCUGGAACUGGCAGAUGAUGGACAGGAAACAGACAGCUGAGACCCUGCUGUCCUUGUCUCCUGCCGAAGUUGCUGACCUCAAGGAAGGAAUCAAUUUUUUUCGAAAUAAGACUACUGGGAAGGAGUACAUUUUAUACAAGGAGAAGGACCACCUAAAGGCAUGCAAGAACCUCUGCAAGCACCAAGGAGGCCUGUUCAUGAAAGACAUAGAGGAUUUAGAUGGAAGGUCCGUUAAAUGCACAAAGCACAACUGGAAGUUAGAUGUGAGCACCAUGAAAUAUACCAACCCUCCAGGGAGCUUCUGUCAAGAUGAGCUUGUUGUCGAAGUGGAUGAAAACAAUGGGCUUUCCCUUGUAGAACUGAACCCUCCUAACCCCUGGGACUCUGAUCCCAGGUCUCCUGAAGAAUUAGCUUUUGGGGAAGUACAGAUAACAUAUCUCACUCACGCCUGCAUGGACCUCAAGUUGGGAGACAAGCGGAUGGUGUUUGACCCUUGGUUAAUUGGUCCUGCUUUUGCCCGAGGAUGGUGGCUGCUACACGAGCCUCCAUCUGACUGGCUGGAGAGGCUGUGUAAAGCAGACCUCAUUUACAUCAAUCACAUGCACUCAGACCACCUGAGUUACCCUACCCUGAAGCAGCUUUCCCAGAGACGACCAGACAUUCCCAUUUAUGUUGGUGACACAGAAAGACCGUUUUGGAAUCUGGAUCAGAGCGGCGUCCGGUUAACUAACAUCAACGUGGUUCCAUUUGGAAUAUGGCAACAGGUAGACAAAAGGCUCCGGUUCGUGAUCUUGAUGGAUGGUGUCCAUCCUGAGAUGGACACAUGCAUUAUCGUGGAGUACAAAGGUCAUAAAAUACUCAACACAGUGGACUGCACCAGACCCAAUGGGGGAAGGCUGCCUGAGAAAGUUGCUCUAAUGAUGAGUGAUUUUGCUGGAGGAGCAUCAGGCUUUCCAAUGACUUUCAGUGGUGGAAAAUUUACUGAGGAAUGGAAAGCCCAGUUCAUUAAGGCAGAAAGAAGAAAACUUCUGAAUUACAAGGCUCAGCUGGUGAAGGAUCUGCAGCCUCGAAACUAUUGUCCGUUUGCUGGAUACUUUGUGGAAUCUCACCCAUCUGACAAGUAG